AUGCCGGCCCCAAGUCCAAACCCGUCUGAAGAUCAGCACCACGGACAUCCUGCUCUUCAUCCGUCCAUUAUCUCUGUCCCAGUUACACCAGGUGUCCAUAUCGGAGGAGGCUCCGCCUACAUUGCGCCGCAGGCUGUAUCCGAAGACGCUGAUGGCUCGUACGAGCACGACCCCGACACACCCCGAGGACCCCAGUGGAACGCCAACUCGUAUUUUACUCCUAAACACGAAGACCAAAGCCCGGACGAUGAGAAUCGACCGAAUUCUCCUACCGACGUAGCUCGUGGUGCCAGAACGGGAGAGGAACUGUUGCGAAGAUUGAGCCUCGUUGGAGAUAAUCGGAGGAAACAGAGCCAGGCGAAUGUUGAUCCGAGAGAAGCAUAUCCCGGCUUGAACCUCAGUGGGGGCAUCAUUAGCGCAACCUUCUGUGUGCCAUACACGAUUGGCUACUCGCCAGGCAAUGAAUGGGAAUUGGGCUCGCGCCGUGGGACCUCCGCUCUCUUUGACUCGUUCUCAUAUCUCGCGUCGGCAUCUUCCCCAUGGAACAGUACUCUAGUUGGCUGGACAGGCGAGAUCAAGGAUGCUUCGGGUAUACCGAGUGGUCAAGGUGCAACGGGUGAUGCCAGUGGAACCGUUGGCCCACUGAACAGAGCGUCCGCACCGAUUCCUGUUGAUUCGAGCAAACCGCCGCCACAGCCUGUCCAGACAGAAGGCUUCGCAGUGCCUGCCGCCGACAGGCAACGUCUUGAAAGGCAACUAGAGCGCGACCAUGGAGGCAAGAUCGUCCCGGUGUGGCUUAGUGACGAGUAUGACGAGAAACGUGAUCUUGUGAUUAUUAAGAACCAGUCGAGAUGGCGUCGAUUUGCCGAGCGUGAACUCUACACCUUGUUUCACUACAAGCAAAACGAGCCAACCGAUGGCCGAGCUGCACGCCAGACGUGGGCCGACUACUACCGCCUGAACAAGAUGUUCGCCGACCGCAUACUCGAGAUAUACAAGCCAGGGGAUAUUGUCAUGAUUCAUGACUACUACCUGAUGCUCCUUCCGAGUUUGCUACGACAGCGCUUGCCAAACAUUUACAUCGGAUUCUUCCUGCAUGUCCCGUUUCCAAGUAGCGAGUUCUACCGCUGCCUCAGCCAAAGGAAGGAGAUACUGGAGGGCGUGCUUGGCGCGAACAUGAUAGGCUUCCAGUCUUACAGCUACUCUCGUCACUUCUCAUCCUGCUGUACGCGUGUCCUGGGCUUCGAUUCAUCCUCUGCUGGUGUGGAUGCAUACGGUGCGCAUGUCGCGGUUGACGUCUUCCCGAUCGGCAUCAACGCUGCAGCCACACAGAAAAGUGCAUUCCAGGAUUCAGCGAUUGAGGAUAAGGUCGCUGGUAUCCGCAAGCUAUAUGCUGGCAAAAAGAUCAUCGUUGGUCGUGACCGAUUGGACUCAGUAAGGGGGGUGGCCCAGAAACUGCAGGCUUUCGAAAUCUUCCUCGAGCGAUACCCUGAGUGGCGCGAGAAGGUGGUUUUGAUCCAAGUCACCAGUCCCGGAUACUCUACGAACGACAGUGAUGAGGAUGACAACAAGUUCGUGAACAAGAUAUCCGACCUGGUCGCAAAGAUCAAUGGCACCUACGGAUCACUCAGCUUUACACCUGUGCAGCAUUACCCCCAGUACCUUUCAAGCGAAGAGUACUUUGCCCUUCUCCGGGUCGCAGACGUAGGCCUGAUUACCAGUGUCCGAGAUGGCAUGAACACGACCAGCCUGGAAUUUGUGAUUUGCCAGAAGGACAAUCACGGCCCGCUCAUUCUCUCCGAGUUCUCGGGCACCGCCGGCAGUCUAGGCAACGCCAUCCACAUCAACCCUUGGGACCUUGGCGGUGUUGCCGACGCCAUUGAUCAAGCCUUGACGAUGUCUGACGAAGAACGGAGAACGACACAUGAGAAGAUGUACAAGCAUGUUGUGACCAACAAUAUACAAAACUGGACGAACAACUUCCUCAGACGGCUGUUGACUAACCUUGCGUCUUUCGAUCAAUCCUUCGCUACUCCUGCUUUGGACAGAGCCAAGCUGCUGGCGCAGUACAGGCGGUCAAGCCGGCGGCUCUUCAUGUUCGACUACGACGGAACUCUGACCCCUAUCGUCAAAGACCCCCAGGCUGCCAUUCCGUCCGACAGGGUAAUUCGGACACUCAAAGCUCUAGCAUCCGACCCUCGCAACGAGGUGUGGAUUAUUAGCGGACGAGAUCAGGCGUUCCUCGAUGAGUGGAUGGGACACAUUCCGGAGCUCGGUCUCAGCGCAGAGCACGGAAGCUUCAUGCGUAGACCGAAGAGUGACAAAUGGAUUAACUUGACGGAGUCGAUUGACAUGAGCUGGCAGAAGGAGGUCAUGCUGGUUUUCCAACACUUUACCGACAAGACGCAAGGCUCAUUCAUUGAACGCAAGAAGAUCGCUCUCACGUGGCACUACCGCAGAGCGGACCCCGAGUACGGCGCUUUCCAAGCUCGCGAAUGCUACAAGUACCUUCAGAACACGGUCGCGAGGAAGUACGACGUCGAAGUCAUGACCGGCAAAGCAAAUCUCGAAGUCCGCCCGAAAUUCGUCAACAAAGGCGAGAUUGCUAAGAAGCUGAUUGUGCAAUACGGGGAUACUCCUGAUGUGAUGCCAGACUUCGUCUUCUGCCUCGGCGACGACUCUACGGAUGAGGAUAUGUUUCGAUCGCUCCGUCAAUCGAAGCUCCCGCCUGACUAUAUGUUCUCGUGCACAGUAGGGGCCAGCUCAAAGCAGACGCUUGCCAGCUGGCACUUGCUUGAGCCUUCCGAUGUCAUCUCUGCGAUAUCACUGCUGAAUGGAUCUGCGGACGCCGGCAAUGCCGGAGCCACCCUCCUCCUCGCCCGCACCUUCUCCUCGACCCACCGCCGGUCCGAGAUAAACAAGAUCCUCCCCUCCGCCGCCGAAGCAAUCAAAGACAUGAAAUCGAACAGCACGCUCCUCUGCGGCGGUUUCGGCCUCUGCGGCGUCCCGGACACGCUAAUCAACCAAGUGGAAAAAACCCCCUCCAUCACGGGCCUGACCGCCGUCUCCAACAACGCCGGCGUCGUCGGCUCCGGGCUGGGCCUCCUGCUCGCCUCCAAGCAGGUCAGCAAGAUGAUCGCAAGCUAUGUGGGCGAGAACAAGGUGUUUGAGAGCAUGUACCUCAAGGGCGAGAUCGAGCUGGAGCUCACGCCGCAGGGCACGCUCGCGGAAAGGUGUCGUGCGGGCGGGGCGGGGAUCCCGGCGUUCUAUACACCUGCGGCGUUUGGGACGGUGGUGCAGACGGGGGAACUGCCGCUGAGACAUAACAAGGAUGGCAGCGUGGCGCAGUAUAGCCAGCCGCGCGAUGUUAAGGUGUUUGAUGGCAAGAGCUAUGUCAUGGAGGAGGCCAUCAAGGGGGAUUAUGCUUUCAUCAAGGCGUGGAAGGCGGAUCGGCUGGGCAACUGCAUGUUCCGCUUCGCGGCGGCCAACUUCAACGGUGCGAUGGCGAGGAACGCAAAGAUGACGAUCGUCGAGGCUGAGCAUCUCGUCGAGCCUGGCGAUAUCGAUCCGGCUGCCGUCCAUGUCCCGGGCAUCUACGUCGACCGCGUCAUCCAGUCCUCCGCGGAGAAGAAGAUCGAGAAGAUUGUGAACGCAAAGGACCCCGAGGAGGCCGUCAACGCGCUCGGCUCGGGCGACGCAGGCAACAAGCGCGAGCGCAUCGUCCGCCGCGCCGCAAAGGAGUUUAAGAACGGCAUGUACGCGAACCUGGGCAUUGGCAUGCCGAUGUUGGCGCCCAGCUUCGUCGACCCCUCCGUCGAGGUCCAGCUGCAGUCUGAGAACGGCAUCCUGGGCCUGGGACCGUAUCCCAAGAAGGGCGAGGAGGACCCGGAUCUUAUCAACGCGGGCAAGGAAACUGUCACACUGCUGCCAGGUGCGGCGUGCUUUGGCUCGGACGAAUCGUUUGGUAUGAUUAGGGCGGGCCGCAUUAACUUGACGAUUCUGGGGGCCAUGCAGGUGAGCGCGAAGGGCGAUCUCGCGAACUGGAUGCUGCCGGGUAAGAUAAAGGGGUUCGGUGGUGCGAUGGAUCUCGUGUCGAAUCCGCAGGCGACAAAGGUCGUUGUCACGAUGGAGCAUACGGAUAAGAAGGGCAGGCCGAAGAUUCUGAAGCAGUGCGAGUUCCCGCUGACGGGCAAGGCGUGCGUGUCGAGGAUCAUCACUGAUCUGUGUGUCUUCGAUGUUGACUUCACCGACGGCCUCACGCUCAUCGAGCUGGCGGACGGUGUCACGGUCGAUGAAAUCAAGGCGAAGACGGACGCACCGUUUACCGUUGCUGAUAACAUCCAGCCCAUGUUGUAG
Messenger RNA from Coniosporium apollinis CBS 100218, 4356 nucleotides. RefSeq lists its product as uncharacterized. The coding region runs from base 1 to 4356 and encodes 1451 amino acids. Lineage: Eukaryota; Fungi; Ascomycota; Dothideomycetes. Gene Ontology annotation, molecular function: CoA-transferase activity. The transcript has 7 exons. The record is from RefSeq and is a predicted model, not a curated record. Gene Ontology annotation, biological process: cellular response to heat; trehalose biosynthetic process; fungal-type cell wall organization. Gene Ontology annotation, cellular component: cytosol; alpha,alpha-trehalose-phosphate synthase complex (UDP-forming).